Rhinocladiella mackenziei CBS 650.93 is the source of this 1449-nucleotide messenger RNA. RefSeq lists its product as uncharacterized. The transcript is spliced from 2 exons. Bases 1 to 1449 code for a protein of 482 amino acids. Gene Ontology annotation, biological process: proteasome-mediated ubiquitin-dependent protein catabolic process. Gene Ontology annotation, cellular component: proteasome regulatory particle. NCBI's taxonomy places the organism in Eukaryota, Fungi, Ascomycota, Eurotiomycetes, Chaetothyriales, Herpotrichiellaceae. The record is from RefSeq and is a predicted model, not a curated record.
AUGGGCUCAGAUCCUCAGUUCGCAAAAUACCCUGACCUCACUCUCGCCCAACACAUCUUUUCUCUUGCAGCCAGCCCGCGAACCUCACAACCGACCUCCUUAAACUACCUUCAAAAUGCAAUUAAAGAGCACAAAAUGGCGCCCUUAUAUCGGCAUCUGGCUCAUCCCACUGAAGGAGUAUUGAAUGCCGUCGGAGAAAGCGCCGUUCAACCACUGAAUCCGCCACCAAAGGCCCCUGUCAGAAGAGCAUCACUGGUCUCUAGUAACCUAUUACCGCCUAAGAAGCUUGUACCUUUGGACAUCUUAGCUUGGGACGAAUCGCUUUAUGAGCAGCUCAAGGCAGAUAACGACAAAGAGUUGGAAGAAUUUCAGAAGGAGGAAGAAGAAGCGGAAGAGAAGGCUGGCGAAACCGAAAUCCAGGCAGCUCGAAGCAAACGUGCUGAAUUCUGGGCGCGAGUUGGCGACAAGGACAAGGCAAUCACAGCAUACGAAAAAGUCUUCGACAAGACGGGCCUGCUCGGAACCAAGAUCGACAUCGUCCUUGCCAUCAUUCGAAUCGGUCUUUUCUUCAAUGACAAAGCAUUUGUGAAAAAACAAGUCGAACGUGCAAAUAUCUUGGUAGAAAGCGGCGGUGACUGGGACCGAAGAAAUCGAUUAAAGGCGUACAAAGGCCUGCACCUUCUCACUGUUCGCUCCUACAACCUCGCCGCGCCUCUUCUGCUUGACAGUCUCUCCACCUUCACGAGCUAUGAACUCUGCAGCUACUCUGCCCUGGUCGUGUACGCGGUCCUUGCAGGCUCCUUAUCCCUGAAACGAGUCGACUUCAAAGCCAAGGUGGUCGACGCCCCCGAGAUAAAGGCCAUCCUAGGUGACGGCGAGGGGAAGGCACCAGGUGCAGACGAAGAGAUGAAAGACGUGUCCGCAUCAACGGCUGAGCGUGCGCCGGGCCUGGUCAAUCUGACCACUCUGGGAUCCGGCUCCGCUUCGGAGUCCCAGACCGAAACACCCAUGGACUUUUCUUCGUUAGCUGGACUGGUGACAAGCUUGUACAAUGGCAACUAUCGCAAUUUUUUCCUGGCAUUGGCUUCGGUGGAGGAGAAUUUCUUGACUCAGGAUCGAUACCUGUAUGAGCAUCGUGCCUGGUUUGUCCGCGAGAUGCGUCUGCGAGGCUACCAGCAGCUACUCCAGUCAUAUCGCGUGGUGGGCCUGGCAACUAUGGCCCAGGCUUUUGGUGUCAGUGUGGACUUCUUGGACAAAGAUCUGGCCAAAUUCAUCGCUGGCGGUCGGGUCAGUUGCACAAUCGAUCGGGUGCAGGGAGUGAUCGAGACGACACGUCCUGAUGAUAAGAAUAAGCAAUAUGCCGAUGUGGUCAAACAGGGUGAUGCAUUGAUCACCAAGCUGCAGAAAUAUGGGCAGGCAGUGAGAUUACGGGGUAGUGAAAGAGCCUAG